AUGCUAGAUACAUGCUUGGCGUGCUUCUUCCUCUUCCGCACAAAGGUCGGCGACGGACACACGGCGAGCAGCGAGAGCAAGACGGCCGGCGGAGCGGAGCGGCGGCGGCACUUCGCUACCGAGCUCAGGAGGAUCUUGGAGAGCGGGGGCGAUGCAGCCGUGCCGCCCAAGGGGGGUAGGACCAGCUUGCUAGAGGUGGCCGCGGGGGCGGUGGGGGGGUUGUCGAGGGCCUGCAGCGGAGAGAUGCAGGUGUUGGAGCGAGAGUUCGCGAAGCCGGCUAUGGAACUGAUCAAGGUGACCGGCCCCAAGGGCGAGAAUCAGAGGUACGCCGGCGCCCUGGUGCUCCGGGAGCUGGCGGAGAACGCUCCGGCCGUCGUGUACGACAGGCGGGGGGCCUUCUUUGAGACCAUCUGGCUGGUAGUGAACGACCUCACGGUGAGAGGGGGAGGGGAGAGCACACCCAAGCACUCCCGACUCGUGCUGGACAAGAUCGAGGAAGGCUUCGAGCAAGGCACGGCCGAACGAGUCCACGGCAGCCUCCUCGUCAUCCGGCAGCUCCUGCGACACCCGGGGCCCUGGAUGGCGCACCGUCACCAGCGCCGCCGUCGACGCCGACGGGGAAGCACGGAAGACAACAACCCGGGACCCUACUACGGCGGUGGCGGCAGCGGCGGCGCGACUUCGGGCACGGCGACUCCGUUCGGAGGGGGCGCGACGACGCCCUUCGGAGGAGGAGGAGGAGGAGGAGCGGCCACCCCUGUCGCGAGCAACAAUAGCAGCGGCGUGCGGCUGGCGCCGCAGAUGCUCCCCCCCCCCGCGCGGGGCACCGGUGGCGGUGGCGGCGGCGGCGGCAGCGGCAGCGGCGGCGAUCUGUCGAAGAUGUUCGCCGGUGCCGCCACCCCCGUGGGCGCGCCAAGCACCGCCGGGAGCGGCGGCGGCGGCGGCGGCGGCGGCGGCGGCGGCGGUAACGCUGCCGGUGGUGGGCCAUCCACGGCACAGUCGCAGAAAGGCCGCGGCGCUUUCUUCCCCGAAGGCGCCGGUAGCGUAGCGGUGACAGCGGCAGCGAGGGGCGUGGUGCCCCCGCCCCCGUCCCCCCACCACCACAACUACCAGGUGCUGGGGAUGCUGGGAGGGGGGGCGGCGGGGGCGGCGGCGGCGGCGGCAGCGGCGGCGAUGGCGGAGGCCGAACAGGAGGCGGAGUAUCGGCUUCUCUGCGAGAGGGUGCUGGCCCGCAGGGACCAUAAGGAGGUCGCCGUGAGGAGGACGGUGAUGGCGCUGCUGCCGGAGCUGGUGGCGUUCUUUCCGGGGGGGGCGGGGGAGUUCGUGGAGCCAGCCGUGUGGUUCCUCAUCCACACGCUCCGGCAGGGCCAGCGAAGCGAUCGGGGCUUGGCCUACCUGUCGCUGGCGAGGCUCGGGCUGGCCGCGGGCACCGGGGUUUGGCGCGGAGCCCCUUCUCUGUGGCACAGCGUUCGGGAGGUGGUGAAGGAAGGGUUGGCGGAGGAUCGGCGGGACUUCUGCCCUCAGUCUCUGGCCUGUCUCGAGAUGAUCGUCAUUAUUGGAUCAGCGUCCGCAGCCACCGACGCCGCCGCGGCAGCGCAACUAGGAGGCGAAGGAGCAGGAGCAGCAGCAGCAGCAGCAGCGGCGGCGGGGGGGCGAAUCUCUCCAACCCCACACCUCCUGUCGGCCCCUACCUCCCCACGCCCAAUGACGGGCAACAAGUCUAGCCCGUCCACCUCCUCGGAGACGGGCCUUCUCCUUCCGCAAGACACGUCGGUGGUUGUUGGCGUCGUGAUGGACUCCGAGGGAGAGGUGGUGCCAUCGAACGUUGGGGGUGACGAUCGGAGUACUCAGGAGGCGGCGGCAGGUUCCGUCGUUGUAGCCGGGGAGAUUCCGCAGGCUACGGCCGGCGGGACGGCGGCGGCGGCGGCGGCGGCAGAACCGCCACCGCUGGCUUCUGCGCGAGCAGCGGUAACGACGGACGCGCGUUCUCAAGAGCAACAGGAGGAGAUGCCCGGGCUAGCAGCAGCCUCUGUUGACGCUUCAGGCCCGCCGCCGCCCCCGUGGAAGACCUACACGGUCAAGGGAGGAGACUCCAUCCUGUCCAUCUGCGAGGCCCAGGGCAUAAGCGUGGAGGAACUAAAGGCGUGGAAUGGGCUCACAACGGACCUGAUCUAUCCCGGGCGGGUGCUGGUCAUGACGCCCACGGCUCCGACAGAAGACGGGGCGGCAGCGGCGACGGCGGAGCCCUCGUACCCCACGGAAGAGCAGCCUCCGUCAUCGACGACGACGACUCCGACAUCCUCCUCCUCACCUCCGCAGGCGGCGAGGGGCGCCGCGGGAGCCGCGCGCCCCGUAGCCGGCGUUGGCGGUGGCGGUGGCGGCUGCGGCGGGAAAAAGGCGACCCUGUUGGAUGAGGAUACCCACGAGCUGGUGGACAGGGUGUUCUUUGGCGGCCUUAGCUACGCGCUCGUGCAGACGCUCACCGUCAUCGCCGAGCGGGCCCCGGCUUUGCAGCCGGAGGUUCAGGCCCGACUCAUGAAAAUGGUCGGGGACGUUCUCGAAAACUUCAUGCCAAGACCCUGGGGGUUCGCUGGCAGCGGCGUUUCUACCGCUGGGGGGGGGCUCGGCGCCGGCGGCGUCGGCAGCCCUCCCGUUGACGGUGUCGUCGGGGGCUUGGAGGGCCUGUCUCUGGUGCGCGAGUCGCCGCAGUUGCCCGGCAAGCGCGGCGGCGGCGGCGGCUCUGGGGGCGGCGGCUUCGGUGGCGGUGGUGGGGCUGGGGUGUUGUCGUGGUCCGCGGAGGGAGGGAGGCAUCUCGAGGCUUGGAGGAGCGUCCUUUUCCCAUCUCCCGGAACGAGAGCCGCCGCCGCGUCGGUGGUGGCAACAACAACCAUCCAACCCUACCCCGACCGCGCUCUCGGCGACGGCAUUCCCGUCACCGCAACCGCAACCGCAACCGCAACCGGAGCCGACGACCCUUCCCUCACGCCAGAAGACACCUUCUACGGCGGCAGCGGCGACGGCGGCGGUCACCCCGACUCUUCGGACAUCUCUACCGUGUUGUGGUCGCCUUCCGCCGGAGCGGGCGGCGGCAUCGGCGACAUCGGCGGCGGCAUGGGUGCAGGUCAGCGGGUACGAACCGGAGGCGGCACCGACUUAUUUGUCGGAGAGACGAGGGGGGCGGCGCAGGCGAGGCUUGCCGAGCAGCCCGGGGUAUUCUGGGAGCUGUACGGGAGCGCCGAGGAGGGAGAAGGGGCCACGACCGGGAACGUCGUGCUGGCCCUCGAGGUCCUGGGGUCGUUCGACUUCUACUCGAUACCCGCGAACGGCGGCGCGCGCGGGGUCGGGGGUGUGGGGGUCUCCGGCGAGGUGUCCCUUGACUACCGGCAGGAGAUGCUGGAGCGGGCCCUGCGUCUCCUGCACCACCACGCCCUCCGGUGUCUCGACGACGCCGACGAGAGGGUGCGCAUGGCGGCGUGCUCGGCGUGCUGCCGGCUCCUCGCGAGGGCCGCACUCGACGCCCGACCUGCCUACCUUAGCGGUGGCGGCGGCGGCGGCGGGACUGCAGGAGAGGGAGGAGGAAGCGGACCAAAAACUUCCGCCCCGGCCCCGACCACCGCCGCCGGCGGUGGAACCACGGCCGCCCUCGCCGGAGGCGGUACACCCCGGGCGCCCUCCCCGGCGUUCGAUCAGAACCCCGCUACCGCGACCACCCCAAGGGACUCCGGUCUUGUGGGCGGGGGAGGGUUGAUGAUGUCGGCGUUUGAAGGAGGCGGCAGUUUUGGCCCUUCCCUGCUGGAUGGUGGGGGGAUCGCGGCCUGGGCUGGGGUGGGGUCCGUGUUGGGGGAGUACGGGGGCGGAGGCGGGGGCGCGGCGGCGUGGAUGAGGCGGGCGUGCGUGGAGGUGCUGGAGCGGUUGCUGACGGUGGGGCUCCAGGACGAGGCGGUUGCCGUGAGGCAGGAGAUCGUUAAGGGUCUAGAGAUGAAUCACCCCCUGGACCCCCUCGUGGCGCUGGCGGGCAACAUCCAGUGCCUCUUCCAGUCGGUCAACGACGAGAACUUGGACGUCAGGCGGAGCGCCGCGCGCGUCAUCGGCAGGGCCUCGCGGCAGCAGUCCACCAUGGUGAUGCCCUUCGUGAGGGUGGCCCUCGUGCAGCUCGGGAGGCACCUGGACGUGUCGCAGGACCCGUUGGUGAAGCGGGAGCGCAUCCUUAUCCUUACGGACCUGCUCACCUCUGCGGGGUCCCUGGUCCGGCCGUACGUGUCGAGCAUCAUGCCGCAGCUGCUGCUGGAGCUCGUGGGGUCCUCGGGGCGCCUGGGCGGGGUCGGGGGCAGCCACAGGCUUUCCUACCUGCAGCAUCGUCCUCGAGGAAGUGGUGGUGGAAAGGUGGGAAGCGGAGGAGGGGUUUCGGGUGCCGGAGGCGGGGGGAAAAAGGCCGGGGAAGCGGGGCUCAUGUCGGCUGUGCUGACCGCCGUUCUCAGGGCGAUGGGCGUCCUGUCCGUGGUGAGCCCUCGGGACGUGCUUCCCGUCCUGGAUGGCGUUCUGCUGCCGGCCAUUGUCGAGGCUCUCCGGGACCACGCCAGCAUAGUGAAGCAGGAGGCAGCCGUCAAGACUCUGGGACAGGUCGUGGGGGCCACCGGCGCUGUCGUGGCCCCGUACUUCAGCGACCCGAACCUGCUCCAGACCAUGCUGGCGGCCCUGCAGAGGGGAGGGAGGUCCACAGAGAGGCUGAGGCUCGAGGUCCUCAAGACGGUGGGGAUUUUAGGCGUGCUCGACCCGGUCAAGCUUCGGAUCUACCGCCUUAAGCGCGCCUCCGACCCCUCGAGCGCCGACAGGAGAGCGGGGCUCAGCAGGCUGAAGAACGCGGGAGGGGCAGGAGACGGGGAAAGAGCAGGAGGGGGAGGGGGAGAUGGCCUCGGCAGCACUCCUGACAGCGCUCCUGACAGCGCUCCUGACAGGCCGUUCGGCGAGGCGGGGCUUCUGCUGUCUCCGACGUGGAAGGGAGGCGUCCGGUCCGGCUUCGAUUCAGGCGCGAACGUGGGCGAGGGCGUCCGGGAGCCCAUGCCGGACCUGCCGCCGCCGGGAAUACCGUUAGGGCAGGAGCAACCGUCGCCCCAGCAGCCAUCGCAGCAGCAGCAGCAGCCGGUGGUGCCGGCGGUGCCGGCCGUGGUGCCGCCGCCAUCCCUGCCUCCCGUUUUGCCGCGUACUUCUGUCGGGAGCGACACCGAUGUUGGCGGCGGCGGCGGUAGGGGGGGAAGCGCACGGGUUUUGCUGCGGAGAGCGGAGGAGAGCGGUGGCGGCGGCGGCGGCGGUGGCAGCGGCGGCGGCGGCGGCGGAGCUGGGGUAGCAAUCUUAAUUCCGAGCGGCGAUAACGGUGACGAAGAGGAAGGCAAGAAGACAAAGGAUGCUAAGACGGAAGGUGCCGCUGCUUCUGCUGCUUCUGCUGGUGCUGCUCCUCCGCCUUCCGCUGCCGUUGCCGGCGGCGGUACGGGAGUCGACGGUGCUGCAGACACCGAGGCGGCCAGCAGCGGUGGACAAGACUCGUUUGACGCCUUUGCCCAGCAGCAGACGGCAACGGCGCCGGCCCGGAAACGCGAGCAGCAGGUCGACGACGGUGUUGCGCCCACGGCGAGCUCAUCGUCAUCCACCAGCAUGGCGGUGGCGACGGCCAUGGUUGCCAAAGCAGCCACGGUGGCACGGAACCAACGGUCACCGUCGCCGCCGCCGCCGCCGCCGCCGCCGCCGUCGUCGUCGGGGGUAGUAGGCUCCCGUUCAGAAGGCCAGGUCUUGCAGCAGCAGCAGACCUCGAUAACCGCGGACACCGCUGCCGCCGCCGCCGCCGCCUCCACCACCAGCCUCCAACAACCAGGAGGGCUACGUGCUGACGCCACCGGCGCGACGAUCGCGGGCGGGUUUGAAGCCGGCACCGGCGCCGACUUGUGGUGGGACGACGAGGGUUGGCACGGUUUCGGGAGCGGGGUCUCCGCCGGCCACAUCAGCGGCUACGACCUCGAGAACGGGGGCGACGACAAUACCUUCGGGUGGCGGGUCGGGGGCGGCGACGGCGGCGCCGCGGGGAAGGCCGCGCAGAGCUACAUCCAGUGGGGCGCGGAGGGGGGCGUGUGGUUCGGCGACGGCGGCGGCCGCGAGGGCGGCAAUGAGGAGGAGGAGGGAGGCGGAGGAGGGCAAGGGCAGUGGGGGGGGCGGCAGCGGGGGGUGGGGGGGUUUAGGGCUCCCGCUAGGUGGUCCGGGGUGUCCGAGGCAGGGGCUGGCAUUAUGCUGCCCGCGGAUGCCCUGGGGACCGGCCUUGAGGAGCACCUGCCGUUCAUGGUGACGCACACGAUGGUUAAGGUCUUGCGGGACCCGCUAUUGAGCGCGCAUUACCAGGUGGGGGGGGGGGGGGGGU
This is a messenger RNA of Ectocarpus sp. CCAP 1310/34, 6403 nucleotides long. The record is from the annotation of a GenBank genome assembly. Lineage: Eukaryota; Phaeophyceae; Ectocarpales; Ectocarpaceae.